This is a messenger RNA of Diachasmimorpha longicaudata, 1989 nucleotides long. RefSeq lists its product as uncharacterized. The record is from RefSeq and is a predicted model, not a curated record. The transcript is spliced from 5 exons. The coding region runs from base 213 to 1865 and encodes 550 amino acids. NCBI's taxonomy places the organism in Eukaryota, Metazoa, Arthropoda, Insecta, Hymenoptera, Braconidae.
UGUUUUUUUCGUAUAAAAAUUGAAAAUAAAUCAGUGUAUCAGAUAUUUAUUUUGCAGUUAUUUCGAAGGGGAUGCACGUGUGAGUUCUAGACAGUAAUACAGGUGGGGGUCGAAUAUAAGUAAACUGAAAGACGAUGGCACCAUUCAGUGAAGUUAAGUGAGAGUGCCCGUGUGUUUCCAACGUGUUCUGUUCAAUACCCGUGAGGUCUACCAUGAAGUGGCAAUUGAUACUACUCACCCUCACAUGCCUCUCUCCCGUUCGAUCCUCCGACGAGGAUCUGCUGGAUCGAGCAGCUGCACAAUUGACCAGGCUCUCAGCAUUCAGAAGAACGAAAGAGCCUCCAAUACUCCCCACCGACGAUCCAGGGCUCAUUGAUAUAUCAGCAAAUGAACAAGUUCCAGAGGACAAUCAGAACCUCUUCAUGAAUUCCAAUGCCAUGAAGAGAAUUGAUGAGCUGGCCCAAGCUGCUUACAAUCUCUACAAGGACCCCAAUUAUGAUGCCAUGAUGCAGAGGAUAAAGAGAUCGGGUAGUGGAGAUUUUGUUUCGGGAAUCGCCAAUAAAGUAGUUGGUGGUGUAGUUGGAGCUGUUGGGGGACUGUCCAGUGGACUGUCUGGUGGAUCUAGUGGUCCUCAGGCUCAUGACUCUUAUGGUGCACCUGUUGAACCGUAUGGACCCAAGCAAUUCAGCAUUUUUGACUUUAAAAAAGCUAUUCUAAAUACUGUCCUCCAAGCACUGAAAGCGCUUGCUGGUGGUGCAUUAGCACUCAAGGGACAGCUGAUUAAAGGUGGAGGUUUCGUUGUACAAACCAAAGGGCGCGUUAUCUCAUCUGCGGGUGAAGCAAUAUCCUCCCUCGGUUCGAAGAUAGCUAGCAGCGCUGUAAUUAGUGCACCAAAACCAGUGUACGGUGCGCCAGGAUAUUCGUACGAUGCUCAACACACACAAGAUGUUUCGUACGAUGGACCACCGCCGAGUCCAGAUGCAACUUACGCAGAUCACAUCUAUCACGGCCCUUAUGGGAGUCCCUCAUCCGACAACCCAGCCGAGGAGCCCGGUCUGCUAAUAGUGAAAGAUGCCAAGCCCGGAGAGCCCCCUCACCCCGAGGAUCACCGCCACAACUCUAUUCACGAGAGCAACCACCCUCCCAUCCAAGAAGACCACCACAACCACAUUCACAUCGAGGCCCACCCGCCAGACUCAUCACAGACCGUGGGAACCUUGGAGGAGAGCUUUGGAGGGCCACCCAAGGGUCCAACCGUCACGAAAUUCACUGGAGUAGUAACUGGGACAUUUGAACCCAUUCAGCCUCAUCAAACGGGUCAUCAAACUAAUGGCAAUGACCAUUAUUACGUUGAACAUAAGCAACAGAGUAUUCAGGUACCUCAGCCUGAUGCAUCACAGCCAUUGACUCCAACAGCCCCAUCAGACUAUGAAGGACACAAUCAAGGACCCCAGCAAGAUCUCAAUCAGCAGAAUAAUCAACAGGCAUUCCAAGCAAUUCAGGCGCUCAUUAAUCCGCACUUGGGAAUUACCCACGAUCAACCUUUGAAUUAUCAGAAUCAACAGCAUAACGUACAACAGUCCAGUUAUAAUACUCAGGGAUACGUUGGGAAUUAUCCGGAUCCGAGGCAUUACGGUUUUAAUGGCCAAGCAGAUCCCCUCAAAGCCCCCGUUUUCGAGCACCAGAACACCCUGGAUUCUGUUAACUUCGGAGUUCUUGGAGUACCUAGUGUCUACGGAGUGCCCAUGCAUACAAUGGAUCUCGCUGGACCCUAUGGGGUCUGGAAGAGAAACGGAAUCUACAGGAUGAAGAAGGGAACCUACUGGAGGUACCGUGCCAGCGAUCCAAAGAUCCACAGGAUAUAGACUGAUUUGUGAUUUUAUUCGUGCGAUCAUGAUAUUUCUAGCGCUUUCGUGUUCUUUGUUGUGUGGAGCAACCAGGGAUUUUUUUUACUUUGUAAAUAUAUGUAUAUUUCGAGUUGUUUUCUAA